AUGUCUAAGCAAAAUGUGGUGGUGAUGAUACUUACAAUAAGUGUAAUGGGUGCUGCUAUGCCAUUAACUCAAAGCAUCAAAUUCAAAGCAGAGAAUUGGGGUUCAAGUGUUAAAGCAGAGAAUAAGGAGACGGUGACGAACCUGCAGUUCUAUUUCCAUGACACGCUGAGUGGGCAAAACCCAAGUGCUGUUCGGGUGGCUCAACCCGUCGACAAAAACAAGUCAUUUCCCACCUUAUUCGGGGCAAUCAUGAUGGCGGAUGACCCGUUGACAGAGACUCAUGACCCGAAGUCGAAGAUAGUGGGCCGGGCCCAGGGGAUGUAUGGGUCGGCCUGUCAGCAGGAGGUUGGGCUUCUCAUGUCCAUGAGCUACUCCUUCACAGACGGCCCAUACAAUGGAAGCUCCUUUGUUAUUGUCGGAAAGAACUCCGCAAUGAACCCGGUCCGUGAGAUGCCCAUUGUGGGUGGUACUGGCCUCUUCCGCAUGGCACGUGGCUAUGCCAUCGCCAAGACUUAUUGGUUCGAUCCCACCACCGGUGAUGCUAUUGUUGGCUACAACGUCACCCUCGUUCAUUAA
Molecule: messenger RNA, 576 nt
Organism: Gastrolobium bilobum
Lineage: Eukaryota; Viridiplantae; Streptophyta; Magnoliopsida; Fabales; Fabaceae
Product: dirigent protein 23
Exons: 1
Coding region: 1-576 (191 amino acids)
Source: RefSeq, a predicted model, not a curated record